Messenger RNA from Sorex araneus (European shrew), 1508 nucleotides. RefSeq names its product acyl-CoA synthetase medium chain family member 6 (gene ACSM6). Lineage: Eukaryota; Metazoa; Chordata; Mammalia; Eulipotyphla; Soricidae. The record is from RefSeq and is a predicted model, not a curated record. The transcript has 11 exons. Gene Ontology annotation, biological process: acyl-CoA metabolic process; fatty acid biosynthetic process. Gene Ontology annotation, molecular function: fatty-acyl-CoA synthase activity; fatty acid ligase activity. Gene Ontology annotation, cellular component: mitochondrial matrix. The coding region runs from base 90 to 1508 and encodes 472 amino acids.
AAACAGAAGACAACUUCUCCACCAUACUUCUAACAUCCCAAGUCCUGUAGGGACUCUUCUUCAAGUUGGAAAUUUCCUGUCCGUACCAAAUGAGAGGCCAGUUUCAACUUUUGUCUUGGAUUUGGACUUCCAGAGUGGGAUAUGGAGCCUAUUUCAAACAAAACAGAAAAUUUGCUACUUGGACUUUCAAGUCUUCUGACCACAGGACCCUAGGCUAUACAAGUCCCCAGCACUUCAAUUUUGUGAAGGAUGUGCUAGACAAGUGGUCCCAACUAGAAAAGGAUGGACUCAGAGAGCCUUCCCCUGCACUCUGGAAAUUCGAUAUCAGAGAAGAAGAGGAUAAAUGGAGUUUUGAGAGAAUGACUCGUUUCUCCCAGAAGACAGCUAGCAUCCUCUCGGAUAUCUGUGCCCUCAGCUCUGGGGACAGAUUGAUGCUAAUCCUUCCCCCCACACCAGAAACCUACUGGAUUGGACUCGCCUGUAUGCGGUUGGGAAUCACCUUCAUACCCUGUAGUCUCCAGCUGACAGCAGAGGACCUUCGCUCUCGAUUGCUCAUGUCUAAGGCCCAGUGCAUUGUGGUUAACGAGGCCGUGGCUCCACUUGUGGAUUCUGUCAUGUCUGGCUGCCCUUCGUUAAAGACCAAGAUCCUUGUAUCGGAUAAGAGCUAUUACGGGUGGCUGGAUUUCAAGGAGUUGAUUCGAGAUGCACCUCUGAAGAAGACCUGUGUGGGGACCAAGAGCCAAGAUCCAAUGGCCAUCUUCUUCACCAAAAGGACAAAAGGAGCUCCCCAGAUGGUUACACAUUCCCAGUAUGGUUUAGGAAUGAGAUUUAGUCAGGCGUCGAGACAGUGGAUGGACCUCCAGUCGACAGAUGUCUUGUGGUGUCUGAGUGAUGCCUUUGAUGGAACUUUGUCGCUGAGUAAUACCUUGGGAGCUUGGCUCCAAGGAGCGUGUGUGUUUCUGUGUCACAUGCCAACCUUCAGUCCUGAGACUGUUCUAAAGGUCUUGCAAAGGUUUCCCAUCACCACUCUAUCUGGAAAUCCAGGAAUGUACCAGGACUUGCUUCAGCACAAAAGUUUUUCAAGCUACAGAUUCAAGAGUCUGAAGCAUUGUGUAACUACAGGCCCCAUCAACCCGGGGGUGAUAAAAGACUGGAAACACAUCACCAACUUGGACAUCCACGAAGGCUAUGGGAAGACUGAAACUGGACUUCUCUGUGCCACUUCUAAGAGAAUGAAAUUGAAGCCCAGUUCUUUGGGAAAACCAUUGCCACCAUAUAUUGUCCAGAUUGUGGAUGAAAACUCAAAUAUCCUGCCUCCAGGAGAAGAAGGAAAUAUUGCGAUUCUCAUAAAACCGAACCAGCCUAACCAUCUAUACUGUCCACAUAUGGUAAGCGUGGAGGAAUACACUUCAGCAAGAGGACACAAGUUUUACCUCACCGGGGACAGAGGAGUCAUGGAUGAAGAGGGCUACUUCUGGUGGACUGGGAGCGCCAAUGAGAACAUGUAA